GCAGCCCGAUAGCGAUGCCGAGAGUCGGUAAAGAGGAUUCUGAGUCCGAUUCCCGCAAAAUCUCUCCAUGAAAGGUUCAGAGUGCUCUGUCUCGGAUAUGGCCACAAUCUUCGAUCGAAUGGUGGUCAACGAUAGCCCAGCCGUCAAGAAGCUGCUGCUGGAUGGCCAUGUGUUUAUUGUUCCGCCCCAUUCCCGAUUCCUGAUGUCGGACAUAUCCAACACGAGCCCGCUUGUCUCAGACCAGUACGAUAUCGUCAUGAUGGACCCACCCUGGCUCAACAAAAGCGUCAAGAGAUCCCAGCGCUACCAGGGCAUGGAUCACUACGACCUGUUUCAGCUCCCUGUCAAAAGGAUUGCAAACCCCGGAGCCUUGAUUGCUGUCUGGGUGACGAACAGACCAAAGCUCAUUCGAUUCGUGCAAGAGAAGCUGCUGCCUGACUGGGGCGCUACUCCGGUUGCAUGCUGGUACUGGGUCAAGGUCACCAAUUCCUGCGAGUGCGUCGUCAGCAUGGAAAGUCUUCACCGCAAGCCCUAUGAGCGUUUGAUCAUAGGACGGGUGCGUGGAUCAGACGCCGCAAUCGACUAUCCCGCUCUUCCACCUACCAGGGUCAUCUGCAGCGUACCCGGACAAUACCACUCAAAGAAGCCCUUGAUGAAUGAUUUGUUCCACCAAUUCCUCCCCGAGUCACCUCGGUGUCUGGAGCUCUUUGCCCGCAAUCUCUAUCCGGGAUGGACCUCGUGGGGCAACCAGGUCCUGCAUUUCAACCACGAGUCGUUCUUCCUGGACAAAGAUUUGGUGUGAUUCGACGGUGCCAUCCGGAAAGAGUGGAUCGAGUGGGCGGUAUUGCACGCACAAGAAUCUCCGCAAAGACAAAAUCCUUGACAAUCAAUGCCCAAGGGCUUAUUCCGCAAGCGACUGCGGAUAUGUGCGCGACCAACUCAUCGCCACCGCUGCCAUUGUCGGUCUGGAAUCGGCAAUCUUGUAUUAGGGUGGUUUGGU
Messenger RNA from Polychytrium aggregatum, 1000 nucleotides. RefSeq names its product MT-A70-domain-containing protein. Gene Ontology annotation, cellular component: RNA N6-methyladenosine methyltransferase complex; nucleus. Lineage: Eukaryota; Fungi; Chytridiomycota; Chytridiomycetes; Polychytriales. The record is from RefSeq and is a predicted model, not a curated record. The coding region runs from base 68 to 802 and encodes 244 amino acids. The transcript is spliced from 5 exons. Gene Ontology annotation, molecular function: methyltransferase activity.